AUGAACUCUCUGUUUUUCAUUUCACUGCUCUUCUCCAUAUUCUAUGCCAAAACUGCAACGGCCACUUGUUCAACUAACUUCACACCGUUCCAGGGAUUAAACUACGCAUUAAUUCCCACCAACGCUGACUGGGACACUUCCUUAGUGGCUUGUCAAGACUGUGGCGCAGACAUGAUGGGAAUGCCGUAUGGCGACAACAAGACAUUUGUUGAACAAACACUCGGAGUAAACACUGUAGCAUGGGAUACCGCCUGGGUGAACAUUAAAAGUGAUGGCUGGUGCUCAUUCUACACUUUCAAAUCGAACAAGCAGUUCUUUGGCACAAACUGUGAGAGCACGGCUGCUUAUGUUCUUUGUGUCAAAAACUGA
Molecule: messenger RNA, 369 nt
Organism: Caenorhabditis remanei
Lineage: Eukaryota; Metazoa; Nematoda; Chromadorea; Rhabditida; Rhabditidae
Exons: 3
Coding region: 1-369 (122 amino acids)
Source: RefSeq, a predicted model, not a curated record